GGUUAGACCAGACAACUUAGUCAAGUCACUUUAGUCCUCGUAGUCACUAGCCCGGCUCCCAAACCCGUUCUGUUUGCCUCAUAGAGUCGAUUCCUUCGAGCGUUACCGCCCUACGGAGCCUGCAUACGAGACUAAUAUGCCUCACACACGCAGACUGUUCGCAAGUAACCAAGUCUCUAAGAUAAUCGCGUCCACCAGAAAUAUUCUCGGUGUGGUUGCCAUUUUUCUACAGCACUUGAACAACUUUUGUGCGCGUUUGAAUCAUCGCCACCAGCCCGCCAUGACCAUAUUUGUCCAAAAUUCCCAGAAGUCCCAGUUUUUCUCGGAACGAAAGUGACACGAGCGAUUGUUUGCCUGCUUAAGUUACCCACCUGAGGCGCUCAGGGGGCGGAGCUUCGCGUCCUGACCUCCGUGCGGGCUCCCGAAGUUUGCGAACACGCCCAGACCGUCCAUGUACCCUGCACCGCCGAUAGCACUAUGGCGCUGGGAGCUUCCCCCACCAGGGGAGACCGCGGGGAAGUCGUGGUGAUUCCCCGCCGCAGCUUCUACGCGGUGAGUUUCGCGGUGGCGCUUCUGGUCCUGACGUCUCUGGGGCUCGGCGUGAGCGGGUUCGUGUACCUGUUGCGCCAGGUGGAGGAACUGAGGGCCGCCAGGUGUGCGUGCGGCGCCGUCAAGCGGGACGUGGGGCCGCACCUGACGGGAGAGACGGAACCUCCCGCCGACAGGAGUCUGGCAGCGGCCGGGGACCAGCUCUCUGCUAUCCUCAGGAAUGGCAGGGACAAACGGAACUUGCCCCCGCUCGACAUUAACAUAGCACUACCGGACGUUGUGCGAGAAAUCAUCGGGCAGGAAGCGGAGGAGGCCCGAGAUGAGGACGACUCUGUCCCCGCAGGUGACCCACCCUUAAGCCGAGCAAAACGGGGUGGAGGUGGAGGAAAGAGAGGUGGAAAAGGCAAGAAAGGNNNCGGUCUGAAAGCGGCGCACAUUCAGGGGAAUGCCGGAGAUGACGGAGGGGCAGUGGCUGUUGGGGCCGAUGCUGAUCCAAUCAUGAAACAAACCGCUCAGGCUAACACGAGUGAGGUCUUGCUGUCCAUGAGGGACCAGAAGAGAGAAAAAAACGUGGACCGAUUCGGACCGGCUCGAAGGUACAAGUUUAAAGAUGGACACGUGAACCAUUGGAAGACCGCCGACUGGAUGGUUGAGCCUGAGUACGAACAGUACCAUGAGUACAGCAAUGUGUUCCGCCUCAACUCAAAGGACGGUUCGCUCACAGUGACGGAGUCAGGCCUGUACUUCGUCUAUAGUCAGGUGUAUUACUACGACGGCACACACGCUUUCAUCAGCCACAUCAUCAGAGAGUCCGGGGAACAAGAGCCGUUCCUGCAGUGCAUUCAGAGCCCUGUGAACGAGAGUAGGAAGUAUAACACGUGCUUCACCGCCGGAGUGUUUCCGUUAGACGCUGGGGACAAGAUUUUCGUGCAACUUCAGCAGGAAAAUGCGGUGGUGGACAUGAGUCCUGAAACAACCUUCUUCGGUCUGAUUAAGAUAGCGGAACCAGCUAAGAGACGUGGUGUUAGACACAGUAACAAGAAGAAAGAUAAAAGAACGUCGGGAUGAACGUACUAGUAAGAAUUCACUAGUUCUGGCCACUUAAACUUCAGAAAUAUACGGGGCUCUUUCCCCCCCCCCCAAAAAAAACAAGCCAAGACGCAUAAGAAAAAAAGAACAAGAAAAAAGAAAGAGGAACGUCAGGAUGAACGUACUAGUAACAAUUCAAUAGUCCUGGUCACUUCAAUUGCAAAAAUAUAUUAAGCUCUCUAAAUUAAUUUAAGUGGAUACAUAGCUAUAGUGCAAGGAUUUUACCACAAGGCGCCAAUAGACUUUUUAACCUGGGUGAAAGUUAUAUACUUUAUCCAUAUAUCCACAUCUGUAUCUUGUUGUUGUAUAUGUUUUCUUUGUAUAUACAUCCAGACGUAGGAAUCAUUACAUUGCAUGUACUUAGACGCCUGUCUGAUGAACACAAGUCAGAAAGCAAACGCAGUCAUUGCCAGCCGAUUGUUAAGUACCAAAAGCAAGGAAGAAUAGCAUAUGUAUAUAUAUAUAUUAUAUGAAGUAGUAAAUUAGAGAAAUAUGGAUAUGAUAGUAGCUAUGAUAACGGUGGAGGGCAAAGAUUUGGUCUUUAGACCGAAUCGUUCGCUGUACAUAGUAAGUAUAACAUAUUGUUGAUUUCUUCCAUUCCCUGUUCGAUAUCAAUGUUUGUUGUAGGUGACCUUUCUGAAGUUACUGCAGUUUUUCUUGUACCAAAAACAUGUACAAUGCUACUUACAGAGCUGUGUUGAUAACAUGACAAUGUGUUUCGAUCCAACAACGGUUUUGUCUACGAUUACUUAUAUCAGUUUUAAUGGGCACUCACUAAAUCUGAGUACAGCCAGUUCUCAGUGAGAAGCAGUGUAUCGGAGUAUUGCAGUAACACAUAGAAGGUCACCUACAUGGUAACGGUAUUGACUAAGUCACAAUGAGUAAUUUUAAUUUUUUUUGU
Branchiostoma belcheri (Belcher's lancelet) is the source of this 2539-nucleotide messenger RNA. RefSeq lists its product as uncharacterized. Gene Ontology annotation, molecular function: tumor necrosis factor receptor binding; receptor ligand activity. Bases 478 to 1617 code for a protein of 379 amino acids. The record is from RefSeq and is a predicted model, not a curated record. NCBI's taxonomy places the organism in Eukaryota, Metazoa, Chordata, Leptocardii, Amphioxiformes, Branchiostomatidae. Gene Ontology annotation, biological process: immune response. Gene Ontology annotation, cellular component: membrane. The transcript is spliced from 8 exons.